Molecule: messenger RNA, 3759 nt
Organism: Neolamprologus brichardi
Lineage: Eukaryota; Metazoa; Chordata; Actinopteri; Cichliformes; Cichlidae
Source: RefSeq, a predicted model, not a curated record
AUCAGCCCUGUUUAGGGCUUCAGAGACCCUCUGUGAUUCAUCAUCGCCGGAUUUUCUACUUCAGAUCCCGAAACUCCGAGAAACGAGACGCUGCUCUGUUUGUUCACGAACCCAUCCAUCCAUUAAUCAUCCGUCCAUCCAUCCAUCAGCGUAUUUGUGGCCUCAACAGAGAAUGAUGGAUCUUCUGUGUGUCCGCAGGCUCUUUGUUCAGCUCAUCUCAGCUGUGCUCCUGAUGUCAUCGAAGUACAUUUCGGCUCUACGGGUGGACAUAACUCCUGAAACAGCUCUGUUCGGUCUGGGUGAGCGUCAGCAGCUGGUCUGCUUGUUUCAGGGCUGUACCACAACGCCAAGUGUUUCCUGGUCCAUUCUGGGGGACCGGCCUCUGAGCGGGUCCAUCAGCACCAACCAAACUUGUUCUGUGUUGACCUUUGAGCAUGUAAAGAUGGAGCACGAUGAAGCGAUACUGUGUACAGUCAGCUGCAAUGGAGACAGGAAACAAGCGAAACGCUCGGUGCAGGUUUACUCCUUCCCGUCGGACCCUGUCAUCACAGGCCAGGAUAAUGUCAAACUGGGGGUAAAGUCCACCCUGACCUGCAAGGCAUUUAACAUAUAUCCUGAUGAGGAGGUGAACAUCACUUGGCACAGUGGGAACACUAUUCUGCAGACCACAGUGCAAGAUGGUGAAUCCGGGGCAGUCCAGUCUGACUACAACUUCACAGCUGAAAACACGGAUCAGGGAAGAAAUAUCACCUGUAGGGUCACACUGAAGCUGAAGGACCUGCCAGAUAACAAGAGGACCAGAGAAAGCGCAGUGCCAAUAAAUGUCCUAUAUGCUCCUGUCGUGAAGAAGUUGGAGUCUAAGGAAGUUAUGGCCGGCUCUCCGCUCACUCUCACCUGUUUGGCAGAGGGAAAUCCUGAGCCGACCAUCACCUGGAGUUUCAGGACAGCAGAUGGCCGAACUCUGCAACGCGGUCAAGGCGGUCAGCUCAACUUCACAGCGGUGGAACUGUCCGAGGCUGGACGGUACGAGUGUGAUGCGCAAAACACGGAAGGAACCCACAGUAGCACCGUGGACGUCACGGUUCACAGUCCACCCACUAACACCUCCCUCUCUGUAAUUCCGGGUGAGGAGGUGGUGGAGGGUCAGCAGGUAACUUUUGUCUGUAGCUCAGAGGGUGCUCCACUCCCCAGACUGGUGCUGAGCAGGAAUGGGACAGAACUUCAAAGCGUUGACAGAGCGUCCACGAUAAUCUUCAACCUGUCUUCCGCCCUGCUCGAACACUCUGACGUCUACCAGUGUGAUGCCUCUAAUCUGUACGGAUCCCAGCUGGCCUCCAGCUCCAUCACUGUCAGAGGUGCAGGUCAAAUGUCUCGUUCCUCCAACAUGAGGGUGGAGUUCUACUUACUUCUCUCUCUCUCUCCAGCGUUUCCAUUUGAUCCCGUACUGGAGAAUCCUGGCCCUGUCCUGCUGGGUGAAGAAGCAGUCUUCCACUGUGAUGUCAUUAAUGUCUUCUGGGCUAAUCAGCUGAGGAUUCAGUGGCUUUUGGGAAACAAAACGGUGGCGGAAAAAUUGUUCAGUUUCUCCAGUGUUUUACAAAACGUCUCUUUUAGUCUCCAUCACCGGGUUGACGAGGAUCAUCAGGUGCUGACCUGCAGCGCAGACCUACUGCAAGAAGGCGGAGACUUGUGGAGGUCCAAGAGGACCAGCAUCCAUCUGCAGGUCCACUAUCCUCCGAGGAACACAUCACUGUUAAUUAGGCCAGACGAGGAGCUGGUGGAGGGUCGUCACGUGACCUUUAGCUGUCACUCAGAUGGAGCUCCGGCCCCAGCACUGGUGCUGAGCAGAAACGGGAUGGAGCUUCAAAGAAUCACACCAGCCACCUCAUCACCACUGACCUUCACCUUCUCCCCCAUCCUCCUGGAACACUCUGACCUUUACCGGUGUGAAGCAUCCAACAAGUAUGGAUCUGAAGUGGCUUCUCACUCCAUCACUGUCAAAGCUCCUCCGAGGAACACCACAGUCCACAUCCUGCCGUCUACAGUGGUCCAGGAGGGGCAAAAUGUCACUGUCUGCUGCCAAACCAUCAGUUUCCCACCGUCAGCUGUGAUUCUCAAGAAAAUGACCAAUGGCACAGAGCUAUAUUCUACUAAUGGAACUUUCCUACUGGUCAAUCUCACAGCCAAAGACUCGGGGUUAUACCAGGUCAACGUGACCAAUGACCUUGGGUACCAAGUCAAAAUCUUCAGCAUCAGUGUCAGAGAGAGAAGUACCAAGCUUCCACCCAGUUUCAGCGUCAUCAUCAUCCCAGCUGUCUGCAUCGCCACUGUUCUAGCAGCUUCUGCUCUGUUCCUCGACUACGUGAGGAGAUCCAGGAAGAAAGGCUUUUAUCAACUGCCCCAGUCUGCUCCACCUUCAGCCUGAGGCCAACCCUGGCCUAAAAGGCCCCUGGUUCAUGCAGCUACCAAGUGUGUAGCAUCAACACAUCUGAAUCUAUGGCUGUCAGAUUUUUUUUAAAUGUGACUACCAUGUGCAUGUGGCUGCUGCAGGACAAUAUCUCAAUAUGACCGAUGGCUUUUAUUUCAACAUGUGCUUUGUGCUUUUAAACACAUGGCUUUGAUAUUCAUAAGUGUGACCAUGUUGUCCCAGCAAUAAGCGGCUAACAAAUGACAUAAUGAUUUUCAGCAUCCAGGAACAUGUGGCUAUAUUGUCUUUCCGUGUGGUUAACACGUUCCAUCACAUGGCUACAUGUCACAUGUAACUGCCAACUCUGCAGAUGUGGUUUACAGUUCAUGGCCUAAUCACAUCCCAUUGUAUGGCUACUGCUUUAUGUGGUUAUGUAACAUGUGAAUUAGACAUGCUGAUGUGUGGCCACCACUUCUAAUAAGGCAUUGUGUGCUAACCAUCUCCAAUUAUGUGGUUACCCCAUCUUGACCUAUAGCUAGCAUUUCCUAAAAUGUGACUACUACCUCUUAAUGUUUUACUACCACUUCUCACAAUCCCAACAUGGUAUAAGCCUCUCGAUACACCCUCACAUCCCAACAGGAAUUGCCAUACAGUUAUCUUCCAUUUGCUAAAAGCAGGCGUGUAUCACGGCAUGUGAUAAUAUCAAACCCUAUCCUAUCCUGUCGUAUCCUGUCACAUCUUAUCCUUGGUUAUUGUGACAUGGGAAUUCUACCUCCUGAUAUACAGUUUAAAUAUUUCAACAUGUGGCUUGCUAUCUGUUCACACAUGAAGCUAAUUUUGUCCAACAUGUGACAAAACUACCCAGAAACCACUCCCAAGUUCAUGGCUGCCACACUUUAAAAUGUGGCUGUUCUUCCAGCAAGUUACCAACAUCCAUGGCACUAAUCAAUACGUGACUACAAGAGUCCAGCUUGAAAAAUAAACACUACCUAUGGCUCAAUAAUCUUAUAUGCAAUAAUGUUCACUGUCAGUUUUCAGCAGCAUUUUAUUCUCUUAUCAGGGUGAGCUGAGUUAAUGACUUUUCAGUGACUGUGAACUUUCCUCUCAGUGAGAGCUACUCAGCUUAAAGAUUUGUGGAAAGCAAAGAUGUUGCUCAACUUGUUAAUGGAGACUUUCUGACUGACACCAUAUGGCUGAACUCUCCCAGAAAGUCUUCAGUCUCCUCCGAACUCUCGCCGUGGUACUGCUGCACACUUGGUGUGAUGUGGAAUUAUCUGCAGAGUUAUAAGAGAUGAUAUGUAAAUAUGUGUACAGUUUCUUUUUGCUUGCUUUCAAUAAAGAUAUUUAUGUCUUUA